AUGAACAAAUACACCAUCGUCUGCGCUCUUCUGGCUUCCACAAACUCCAUUCUGUUGGGUUAUGAUAUUGGAGUGAUGAGCGGGGCAGUGCUUUACAUCAAAGAGAACCUCAAGAUCACAUCAACCCAAGUGGAAAUCUUGGUAGGAACCCUAAACAUGUUCUCUUUAUUUGGAUCGCUAGCAUCCGGGAAAACAUCUGAUUAUAUAGGUAGGCGUUACACUAUAGUCUUAGCCGCAUGCACAUUUCUAAUAGGUGCACUCCUCAUGGGCCUAGCCACAUCCUACCUAUUCCUCUUGGCCGGACGUGCCGUGGCUGGCAUUGGCGUCGGCUACGCCCUCAUGAUCGCCCCAGUCUACACCGCAGAGCUCUCGCCCGCCAUGAGCCGGGGCUUCCUCACUUCUCUCCCUGAGGUGUUCAUCACAUUUGGCCUGUUAGUUGGUUACAUAGUUAAUUAUGCUUUGUCUGGCCUGCCACCAAACAUAAAUUGGAGAUUAAUGCUAGGGUUAGCCGCGGUGCCAGCUGUCGGUAUAGGGUUGGGGAUCAUAGCCAUGCCUGAGUCCCCUCGUUGGCUUGUGAUGAAAGGCAAAUUAAGUGAAGCAAAACAGGUGUUGAUCAGAACAUCUGCUUCUGAAGAGGAAGCUCAAUUGAGGCUCGAGGAGAUUAGCAAGGCUGCUUUAGCUUUACCCCCUAGCACAAGCCUAUUAACAGCCCACGAAGAUGGACGAGGGGCAUGGAAGGAGCUUUUGGUACAUCCUUCUAAGCCCAUUCGUCGGAUGCUCAUUGCUGCCAUUGGGAUCAACUUCUUCAUGCAAGCUUCUGGAAACGACGCCGUCGUGUACUACUGUCCGGAAGUGUUCAAGGCUGCCGGAAUUCAUAGCAGAAAGCAGCUUUUCGGUGUCAAUGUGAUAAUGGGCCUUGCCAAGACGUCCUUUGUGUUCCUCUCUGCCAGCCACUUGGACCGUUUUGGGAGGCGGCCCCUUUUGCUACUGGGCUGUGCCGGGAUGGUGAUUUCGUUAGCUGGGCUGGGCCUUGGGUCAAAGUUUCUCAAGCAUUCGAGUACCAAGCCAACGUGGGCCAUUGCGUUGUGUAUCUUGGCUGUUUGCGCCGAUGUCUCGUUCUUUUCAAUUGGGUUGGGCCCAAUAACUUGGGUCUACUCAUCGGAGAUCUUUCCGAUGAGAUUACGGGCCCAAGGUUCGAGUCUGGCCAUAUCAGUGAACCGGUUGAUGAGCGGGGUGGUGUCAAUGACGUUUCUAACCAUUUCUAAUAAGAUAACAUUUGGUGGAAUGUUUUUUGUGCUUGCGGGAAUCAUGGUGGUUGGUACGGUCUUCUUUUACUUCUUUUUGCCUGAGACAAAAGGCAAGACCUUAGAAGAGAUGGGGGCUCUUUUUGAAGAUAGAGAUACAAGCAUUGCCAAUAGGGUAAGGGAACUGAGAGAAAUGUAG
Messenger RNA from Prunus armeniaca (apricot), 1443 nucleotides. NCBI's taxonomy places the organism in Eukaryota, Viridiplantae, Streptophyta, Magnoliopsida, Rosales, Rosaceae. The record is from the annotation of a GenBank genome assembly.